This is a messenger RNA of Rhipicephalus sanguineus (brown dog tick), 1339 nucleotides long. RefSeq names its product myoglobin-like. The record is from RefSeq and is a predicted model, not a curated record. Lineage: Eukaryota; Metazoa; Arthropoda; Arachnida; Ixodida; Ixodidae. The transcript is spliced from 3 exons. Bases 49 to 912 code for a protein of 287 amino acids. Gene Ontology annotation, molecular function: heme binding; oxygen binding.
UGUCCGGGUGUGCUGAUCGUGCGGCGUCUGGUCGAGCUUGUCGCCGUCAUGGGUCUCGGCAAGAGUAAGGUGGACGACGCCACCGGGAUGACGGAGCGGGAGAAGCAGCUGGUGCUCACCUCGUGGCGCGCGUUCACCAAGGACCACCACGACUACGGCGUCCGGCUGUUCGAUGCGCUGUUCGUGGCGCACCCAGAAUACCUGAAGAUGUUCCACAAGUUCAAGGGCGACACCAUCGAGGAGGUCCGCAAGGACUCUAAGUUUAGGGAGCACGGUGUGACCAUAGGCAUGCAGCUGAACAACUUGAUCGAAUUCCUGGACCACCCGGACAACCUCAUUAUGUUGGUGAGGAGCAACGCCGAGUUCCACACCAAGAUCAAGGGCGUCAAGCCGAAGCACUUCGAGGUCUUCGGCCAAGUCAUCAUCGACGUCCUCAAGACCGAACACGAGAAGCUGAUGCCGCCAGAGGCCGUGAAGGCUUGGAAUAAGCUCUUUGCCUUGAUGAACGAGACCAUCGCUGCCACUUUCGCGGCCGGACCGAGGAGCUCGAGUAGGAUUUACUCUGCGACGAGUGCCCGAAAGGAGUGGGUUCUGGCAAAACCCUCCGGUUCCGUAUCUCGUACGGACGGUGGUGGCGGGCACGUCGCCAAGGCGUCAAAGAGCAAGACCGAGAGAGAACGGUCGCCCAAGAGCCUCGCCUCGCCCAGCAAGCACCAUCUCGAGAAGGAAGAGAGUACGAAGGUCCUCAGCAAAGAGAACAGUCCCAAGGGGGCCAAGACAGAAGAAAGCGCGACAACCGAAAAGAAAGAGCAAAGUUCGAAAGCCCUCAAGAGAGGACAGAGUUCCGUCAAGAAAGAACAGAGUGUCCUCAAGAAGGCACAGAGUUCAAAAAUGCAUUUGCAGAAGAAAUAGCAAUCAAAAUGACCGUGAAAAGCUGGUGUUCCAGGACGUUUGACGUUCUCGCGCGUGUGCGUGAGCCACUGUACGCAUGUCCACGUGGAGUUGGGGACGCGUAGAUGGUCCUGUCAGAGAUAAUGCGACAAGAUACGGAGAACACGUAAAACGGAUAAAAAAAUAGGGCUUACGCGUCCCAAUAGGCCUCGUACUGCGAUGUAACCGACGUAUUCCGCUUGUCAUUGCGACUGAAUAACUGCCCGCGUUUUUAGCUCAUUUAUAUUUAAAUGUCUUUUUUUUAAUGUCUGAAUGUCUCAAGCUUUUUAAAUUUCUGCAUGCGCGAAGUAGAGACACGCUGCAUAACGGUAAUAGAAAUUUCAAUAUUAGGCGUGCCGGUCCUGCUGCAGUAAUCUUUCUUUACCACGUAAGCACUAUGUUUACUUUC